GUCAAGUUAAAAUUUACAUGUCGUUUUCAUUUCUAAAGUCCUCUAUGAUUUUCAUUUGUCACACAGCUCAGUGUGUCUGACCACAUCCAUUGCAUAGCACAUACACAUGCUUUGUUGUAACCUUCACUCUCUGAUUAGUCUGAGACUUUGCAGUUGUGCUUUGUUAGAACCAUAUAGUGCUGCAGCAUAAGUUGAAUAUUGGAGAAUUAAGAUGCAUUGUUGCAUAUUCUUAUGUAAUGUUACAUCAUUUAACUUGAUGCCACAUAAAUCCACGAGCUUCUGCGAUGAUUUCUUCACGCAAGUAGAACCUGUAUUAUUUUUGCCAAGUUGGGUGUUAAAUUCAAUGGUGCCAACAUUUUUCAAUUGAAGUAUAGAACUGGUAGAACUUAGAACUAUAGUAUUCAACAACGGUUUCGGUUAGCGAGAUUCGCGUCAAGAGCAAAACCACAAAACAUAUGAAAAUUCAAACUGUUUCCUGCAAGAAUUUGUUGUGGCUGGCACUGUUGGCGGCACUGUGUACUGUCAGAUGAUCCAUGGAUUUGUUCAUUGGGAAACAUAAUCAGGAUGAGCCUGCAGAAAUCUAUCUGAAUAAAUUCGUGAACUUGUUGAUGUAAAACGAAAAAAGUCAAUUAUAUGCAAAAUUAAUUACUUCAACAUAAACAACUGAUAGUGUCGAAUGACCACACAAUCUAAGGAAGUCACUUCAAGAGGAGCGGAAACACUGUGGCCUCCAUGUAAUCACGCCCAUCUUCGAGUAUGAUUGGUUACCAAAGGAAUUCAAACAAUAUCCAUAUUUCAUUUGCUCGCAGGGUUUGUACAAAGUUACCUGUGCCCGAAAGUAGAUUAGAUCUCCGGAGGCGAUCAACUCAGUCUUCAGCGGCCAUCAGCGCAACUCCAAUGCAGCCGAGGCCGUCACUUCCUGUCUUGCAGGUCACUCCCAGUAUGCGUCCUGGAACUGGCGGAGUUGAAAGAUCGUUCAUCUCACCAAUGACGUCUAUGCCAUUGAUGGCGACCAUGGGACCUGUCACACCAAGAGAAAUCUUACCAGGAAAUAGAUCAAUAUUGGAUAAGUUUGCUGAUUAUGUAAUGGGAGUUGGUCCAUCAUUUCGAUAUGCCUUGAUCUGUAAAAACUGUCACAGGCAUAAUGGUAUGGCAUUCAAAGAAGAAUUUGAAUACUUCUCGUACUAUUGCUGUUACUGCAAACAUUUUAAUCCAGCUCGUAAGCAACACUUAUCCAAUCGUAGGAUAGAUCAGUCUCCGGGAAGCAUGAUUGCUUCCAACUCAAAUAUCUCGGAAUCUUCAGACUCCUCUGAAGAUUCAGGUACAGAGGUGAAAAAAGACGUAGGAAAGGUGUCAGAUGCAGAAACUUUAUCAGAUGUGGAAAAAAGGUCAGACCCAGGAAAAUUAUCUGAUCAAAAGGGAACCAUUGACAAGGAAAGAAUAUCUGAUGUAGAGAAAUUGUCAGACUUUGAUAGAUUAUCGGAGUUUGAUAUAAAAGAGCAAGAAAAUGGUGACAUCCUAUCCAAUGUUGAUGAGAGUACAGCAGUCGCAGAAGAUUUGGAGGAAAAUGAGCAUGUGGGUGAAGGAAAUACGGUAGAAGGUAAAAUUGAAGACUCAGAAAAUAAGGAAAAGGAGACUGACUGUUCAUCCACAGAACCACGUAUACAAUUGUGAGUGCUUAAAAUUCUAAUAAAAGACUGAUAUUUGCAUUAUCAAUGGUAACUUCAGCAGUCAUCCAGAUCCCAUUUUUUGAGCACUUGCGAGUGUCGGUUAACAAAACGUUGUUUUGCGGCCAAACAUCAAUUUGUAAUUUUGCCUGGAGAAUAUCUACUAAAUCCAGGCAGCUCUAAUAAAUAAUUUGAAAAAUCCAGAAAAUGUAAUUAUUCAAGUAAAUUUGGCUGGCUAUUUCGGGAAAACUGAAUUAUGAUUUAUCAUUUAGAGUGGUGCAGCCAGCUAAGAGUGAAGCCUUAUUUAGUUGAGGUUCAGGUUUGACAAAAUUGUACAGAUUUGUUCAAUAUUUACAAGAGAUGUAGUCAUGAUCAAUUUCCUAGAUGAGUUCUAGGUUUGGUAGAUUUACUGACACAUCAUAAAUAUACAUUUAUGAAACACGUUAAUCUGCGAGUUAAACAAAUGUAUUUCUGACAGAACUGUUUUGUUAUGAUGCGAAUUAUUGUUUGCCAAUUUUCUUAAAUAGAAAAUUCUGAGCAGAUUUCGGAAAUAAUAUCAAUUAAAAGUGGAUAAAGUAAUGUUAGUGUUGUACGAUUGAGAAUUUAAAAAUGUGCUGCUGGAGGGACCAAUGCAUUGUGAUGACAUCUUCAUAAUACACCAGUAGCUACUAGCAUUUUCAAUAUUAGUCACCAUUUGUAUUGUUUUAUGAGUAUUAUUGUAAAAUCCUGUGCAUUUGUCGACUGAUUUUGUGAAGAGUAUUCAUAAAUCAUCGUAUGGAUAAAUCCAUUUGCAAAUUCAUAAUCAUUGCACCAAUAAUUCAGAUCACGGUAGUGGAGAAACCUGCAAUUCUCAAACUCAUGCAGUGUUCCAUAGGCGUAAGCGCUUAAUAAAGAUAUGACCCAACCGAAUUAUUUCAACUGUCCACUUGAAAGAAAAGUCGUGAUAACCGUAUUCUUAAUUUAUUAAUCUUUUAGGCAAUUAGCAAGAAAUUUCAGACAUUUAGCUGACGAUAUGCAGGUUAUAAAAAGUUUCCAGUAUUCCAGUCACGUAUCAACAAUUCUUAACAAUUUGUCUUCUAAAUUUGUGCAAACUUCUCUUUAUGAAUAUUUUUUGCAAAAUCGACCAUUUCUUACAUACUCCCGAAGUCACCUGUUCCCUUUGCACAAGUUUUCAAUUAAUGCGUGUUAAGAUUCACUGUAUUUAUGUUACAUAUAACCUUAUUUAUUACCAGUUCUAGUUGUAACAUAUUGUAAAAAUAUGAUAUAUGAAGUCUUUAUUUAUCUUAAACGUAUAAUGUAAAUAUUUGUAAAUAAUAAAAGAGUUAUUUUACUUAUAUUUUGGUUAUGGUGUUGCAGUGGUGGAUUGUUUUUGAUGUUAGGUGCCUUGCAUCCUUUUUAUAACUAAUAAAAAUAAUACUUUGAA
This is a messenger RNA of Acanthoscelides obtectus, 3090 nucleotides long. The record is from the annotation of a GenBank genome assembly. Lineage: Eukaryota; Metazoa; Arthropoda; Insecta; Coleoptera; Chrysomelidae.